CAUCAUCCGAGUCCCCUUCAAGCCCACGAAAAUGGACGUCAAAGCAAAGAGGUUUUAAUCUACUGUCGAAUAAACGUUGGUCAUACACAUCAUGCCACAUAUCACACAUAGUGAGUUUCUUCUGGAGCAGCUGAAGAGGCAGCGAGAAAGAAGCUUUCUGUGUGACUGCACAAUAGUAUUAGGACAAUCUCAAUACCAGGCACAUCAUAAUGUCCUGGCGGCCUUCAGCGAGUUUUUCUCAACCCUGUGCAUCGACACAGGAAAAGAAGAUGCCACCAUAACUCUGGACCCAGACUGGGUGGACGUUACGGUGUUUGAAAAGCUGUUGACUUACAUAUACACAGGGGACUUGAGCAUGGACAGGGAGGAAAUUGAAAGUGUACAAAAAGCUGCAACCUACCUUGGAAUGCCUGAGGUUGUGGCUCGCUGUUCACUUACCCCAGAUGAGUUGGAAGGUGGUGGUUCACCCAUAAGGCAAACAGAGUAUAUAGAUCCACGAUCACCUUUGAGCCCAGAUGAUUAUGAACCUCUGGAGCCGAUCUCAGAGGUGGAGGAGCGGGAGAAGGAGUGGUUAAAGAAAGGGAUGUCUAAUGAAGAUGACUCCGCCUCUACCGAUGAAGCCCAGUCUUCUAGUGAACAGACCUCCCAUCGAGUUGGCAAUCGAGAUAGAAAACCCAAAACCAGGCUUUAUGAGGAUGACGUUGAAAAGGACAGUAUCAGUGCUCAGAGGGGCAGAGGAAGAGGAAGGGGUAGACCAAGAGGUCGCCCAAGAGUAAGGCCCUUGACUUCUGAUUCACUUGACCAUUCAUCAGCACAGCAAACCACUAGUCCAGUGGGCGGAGUGACGGAGAGAGGAACUGGAAGACCAAGAGGUCGCCCGCGGAUUAGGCCAUUGCCUGCUGACAGAGCUGAUCCUGCUAAUGCUGAAGAUGGUUCUGCCGAUACACAAGAUGUGGAGGGUGAGAGCCCUGUCCGCAAAAGAGGUCGUCCACGAAUCAAGCCCCUGCCUGAUUCUGAAAUGCCCGAGACCACUGCUGAAGCAGAGGGAGGUGGAGAUGAAGAACAUGGAGACAAUCAAGAAAGUGAAGAAGUUCUCGGAGAAGAUGAAAGUAAAGCUGGGAAUGAAGACGGCAGUAUGGCUGAUGUAAAAGAGAAUGCAGAGGGAGUUGUGGUCAUCAAAAGAGGGAGGGGCAGGCCACGGACUAAGCCACUACCCACAGAGAACCAAACAGCGAAUGAAGAGGCAGAACCUAUCAAUCUUGAAGAAGGUUCAGAAGCCGCACAGACAAAGGAAAAGGAAGGUACUGGGCGGAAAAGAGGAAGACCUCGGUCCAAGCCCUCAACAGAAGCAGAGGAAGGUGGAGAAGAAGCAGAUGAAGGUUCUGAGAAACCUGCUGAUACCGAGGAAGGUUCUUCUCAAGCUACAGAAGAUUCUGCGGAGUCGACUCCUUCCAAGAAGGUUCGCAUCAGCACGAGGAAGAGAAGCUUGAGCCAAAAGCUUAAGGAAAGCCAGGCCAGUAAUGAUGAGGAAGAGGACGAAGGAGACGAUGACGACUUUGCCAAUGACAACGAAGACUGGGCAGGAGAAGAGGAAGUGAAGCCCUCGCAGGAUAAACUCAAGCCCAUUUGUAACGUCUGUGGAAACCUCUUUUCAGAAAUGAGCAGCCUGCGCAGACACAUGCGUAUACACAAGGGCCUCAAACCAUACCAGUGCCAGCUCUGCACCCGCUCCUUUAGACAGGGCAACCAGCUGAAGACCCAUAUGCGCAUACACACAGGCGAGAAGCCCUUUUCCUGCACGUCAUGCGACUCGCGUUUUGCGCAGAAGUGUCAGCUGGUCUAUCACUGCCGCAUGCAUCACGGAGAAGAAAAGCCGCACAAAUGUGAUUUCUGCGGUGCAGCUUUUGCCACAUCUAGCAAUCUGAAAAUACACAUAAGGAAGCACAGCGGUGAGAAGCCUUACGAAUGUGCAGAUUGUGGAAAGCGCUUCACACAGGCCAGCACUUUGAUGUACCACAAGCGACGCCACACGGGGGAGAAACCGUACAUCUGCGACACCUGUGGCAUGUCCUUUGCUGUAUCCAGCUCGCUCAUCGCUCACACCAGGAAACACACCGGUGUGACUCCUUAUAUCUGCUUGGAUUGUGGAAAACCUUGCAUAACAUCUGCGGAACUUAGAAAGCAUAUGGACAUCCACAAUGGUUCACGAAGAGUAAAUUGUAACCUGUGUGGAAACAUGUUUGCAGAUGUUUAUAGCUUGAAGAAACACAGUGUUUUAAAACACAAUGUUCUUCCUGACCAAGAGCAAACUACAAAAACCGAGCCAUGUGCUCUCAACAUCCCCAUCGACCACCAAGGCCUGAUUGCACGGGUGCGCUCCGCCCUCAUCGAUUCGCAAGAUCACGAAAUCCAGAUGGAAACGCCUCUUUUGCCACAAGAAGCUUCACUCAUCAUCCAGCAGUCUGCAGAGCCUCAGAUGAUCAUACAGCACGCCGACGGAACAGAACCCUCCAUGAUCAUACAGCACGCAGACGGAACGGAACCCUCCAUGAUCUUCCAGCACAGCGAAUCGGGGGAAGCACCAGUCCUCAUCCAGCACGGAGAAUCGGGCGAGCAAGUGAGCUAUGUCGUGGAACAGUAUGAAAUCCCAGCCUCUGCAGAGAUGGAACACACGCAAAUCGUCAUUGUUCAGACCAUUGAGUAAAGUUCCAGAUUUUUCCUUCCUUAUAAAUGCAUUCUCCAUAUAGUGAAGACAAAGUUAUCCUCCUAGAUGGCCGUCUGGGGAAUUCAGGAAAGCAACAUCUUACCAUACAAAAAGUCCCAUUGGAUAACUUUUUUGUAAGCGUUUGAACGAUGGAAAAAUCUUAGCAGAUAUCAGCUCUUGUAACAGCUCCCAUUUCCUUCAAAGGAGAAUCUGCAUCAUCAAAUGCGUCAAGUAUUUUCUGAAAUGAAGGGAAGGCCACACUUAGCUGUGAAAUUAACGUGCUUAGAAUAUUGUUCAACUUUUGUUUAGUUGUUUAAAAAUACUUUUAUAUUUAACUGAGAGAACAUUACUAUACAUUAUCAUUGAUUUGGUUAUUCUCAUAUGUUGAUGCAUUUGUCUUUUAGAAUCUGUAAAUAUCUAAAAUGUUAUAUGACCUAGUGUCAAAUAUUUCAUAUGCAUUGUGAAAGAAUUAGGAUCGUCUAACUGGGUAACUUUUAUAAUAAAUCCUCUCACAUCUGGA
This is a messenger RNA of Triplophysa dalaica, 3224 nucleotides long. It is a transcript of the gene mynn, whose product is annotated as myoneurin. Gene Ontology annotation, molecular function: protein binding; DNA-binding transcription factor activity; RNA polymerase II cis-regulatory region sequence-specific DNA binding. Lineage: Eukaryota; Metazoa; Chordata; Actinopteri; Cypriniformes; Nemacheilidae. The transcript is spliced from 8 exons. Gene Ontology annotation, biological process: regulation of transcription by RNA polymerase II. The coding region runs from base 92 to 2704 and encodes 870 amino acids. The record is from RefSeq and is a predicted model, not a curated record.